GAUCAUGCAGAAAGUCCACCAAGGGGUGGGACUUAUGAGGAAUUGAAACUAAAAUAAAGGAACUCUGUUUAGAUCUUUUCCCUAGCCUUAGCUGCAGUCCUCCUUUCUGACAAGGAUGUCUGGAGUCAGAGGAUGGACGGAAGGCAGGUCAUAUGGGACGGCAGGAGGUACAGGACGACGGCCACUUCCUGCACCCCAUUUAGGACAAGAGGGUUACCUCAGGGAUAAAAGCAAUCAAACAGAGGAGGCUGGAAAUUCCCAGCAGCUGAUGAGGUCUGGAGGAGAGCAAAAGAACCAACCAUCAACUUAUCAACAACAGCAAGAGCGGCAUUUCAACUCAUAUGUCUUAAUAACUCCGAAUGAAAGCAGAAGAAAUCGGUUGCAGCAAAUUGCUAAGAAAGAACUAGAUGACCUGGAGCAGUGGAAGGAAAAGCACAGGCUAGGACCAAUUAAGUUGGCUCCACAGAGACUGGGUGGAAAAGAAUCAGAGGCUCAAGCAAGGCAAAAACAGCAAAUGAUGUUCACACAAUCUAAAUACCAACAAAAGCACAAGAGAGAAGAAUAUAUGAAAGCAAGAAAAGCAGCUGAAGAAGCCGAAAUCCUGAAAAAGAAAGCAAUUCAGAGAGAAAAGGCAGAGAGACUUGAAGUUAAAAAAAGGCAACAAGAAAUGCAAAGAAGAGAGAUGUUCCUUGAAGAUCAAUUUCACAAAACCAAUGAAUUAUUGAACAGAUUGGACUCGGGUUUGCCAAAGAAUGAUUCCUGUCAGACUGCUAAUUGUGGCCCAGAAUCAACAGCAUGGGCUAGAAGCCGUAUAUAUAAGCGAGCUCUUCGAGAGGAUGAAAACAGAAGAUUGGAGGAAAUGAAGCAAGAACAACGGAGGAAGGCUCAAUUAAUGGAAUCAAAACAAAAGCAGAAGGAAGAAGCCAGGAUAAGAGCACAUCAAGAUGAACAGAGGAGAGUAAAUAAUGCUUUUCUGGACCGACUUCAGAAGAAAACACAAUCUAAUAACAUCAGCCAACCUGGAUAUUCUGGGAGUCUGGACUACUGCAGUGAUGGUGCCUGGGGGUCAAACUACUUGGAAUAAAGGAUUAAUGUUGCCAGAAGACACAUCUGUAUGAAGAGUGAAAUGUCUUUGAGAGCCAUGGCCUACAAUGGAGAUAUAAGAAAUUACAUUUAUCCUCAAAUUGAUAUUAACAAGAUACCUGGAAUCUGCAAUUCUUAUCCUGUUGGACGGCUUUCAGUAUCUCAGAAGUAACACCUUCCCACACAUACAUCCUAACAAAAACAAAUCUGGAAAGUAAAUAUCUUUUUAAAGGGGUUAUAAUGAAACAAGAGACUCUGGGCUGGAAAAAUGGCACCAUGUCAGUCAAGAGUUAGGAAGUAAUAGCUGGGUGUGUUUGCUAUCAAUCUAUCGGAAUAAGUCUUUGGUAAAGAUUUCAGAUGAAAACACUAGAUUGUUCUAGUUACAAAGUACACUGACAAAAUUAAUUAUCUGUUAUGCAGUACAGUAGAAAUAAAAGUUAUUAGUUUGUAGCAGACAGUAGAAGGUUUUUGUUUGUUUGUUUUGAAAAUUGUUGUUGCCUGAAGAUGAUCUGCACUUUGUUUGAUAAAUCAGCCUUCCAACAGAGAAUGGUGUGAUGUUGGAAGUUACAAGAUACACUUGCUUUUUCCAUGCUGAGACAAAUUUACUCAAACAGAAUGACUAAACCAUUACAAUCAGCUGUUCUAAAAUUCAAUACAAGCUGACAGCAAGAUUCCUAUGUUUAGAUUUUAUGGUCUGUCUAAAUCAGAAACUACCUUCCCAUGAAGAAAUGCAAUGAUUAUUUAAGGACCUACAGGACUGAUUCUCCGUUUAAGUUUCUAAAAGUUGUUCCAGUGUCCCAACUGGUAAAAGUAUCUACCUGACUCCUAGUUGACACUUGCCAAAUUUCAAUAUUUCAUUAUUGAAUUUUCUUACAUGCUGCCUAGUGCAUUUAAGCAUUUCCUGUUGUUAGGACUCUGAUUUUUUCAGUGUGCACUGAAGUAGGACAGCUUCAUUCAACCUUCAGUCUUUGUUCAGCUUUUAUUCUAGGAUUUGCUAUUAAGUGUAUCUUUUUGUUUUGAAACUGAGGCAGAGUAUUACUCUCUGCUAGAGAGGGAAUUAAUCUGUAGAUUACAUCUUAUGGUACUCAGUGUUCAAAUCACACCUCUUCUUGAAUAAAUCAAGAUCUCUUCUUGGAGAAUAUCUCAACCAUCAGGCCCUUUAGUGUAGUUCUCAGCAUUUGUGUUGUGAUGUCUUCUUUUUUACAUGAAAAAAUAGAAAUUCACAGGAAGUUAGAAGACACAUGGCCUAUCCCAAGAGCUAGAUGUUCCUGCUCUUCCCCACGCCACCACUCUGCUCUUCCCUGAGAGCUCCCUUCUCAGUGUUUUAUACUUCCACAUAUUUUUGUCUUCUUGAGAACAAGCUGUCUGGCAGAAAUCUCUUUUCCUCCUUCUGUUAUGUUUUCCUUCUCCUUUCUCUUCAGUCAAGCCACCUCUCUUGUUAAAUCUCUACUUCACCAGAUGAUUAAAUAAGAUUCUUCUUGGGCACUCUUGACUCUAGUUACCAGCGGACUCUCUUCACUACACUUUGUCCAAGAACAAAUGGACAAAAUAUGAUUGCUGUUUUCUGAUUCACUUUAUUAUUUUAUUUUUAAUUCUGUCAUCAUUCCUUUCCCAGAGGCAGGUGCUUUUUCCCGACUCCUCCCUAUGUACUCUACUCGUCCCUUCCCCUUCCAUCUUGGUAUGAGAUUGUGUUAGAAAGAACAUUACCAGCAGAGGUGAUCACUCCUCUCUACUCAGCAGAGGUGGGACACAUCUGGGCUGCUGGAAUCUUCAGUAAAAGAAAGACUUACUGAAGUGAGCACAGCAAAGGUCCAAGACAAGAUGGAGAGACUGGAGCAUCUUUUAUAGGAGGAAAGGCUGAGAGCUGGAAACGUUCAGCCAGGAGAAGAGAAGGCUCAGAGGAAUCUUAGCACUGUGUGUAAGUAUUGGAAAAAGAGGAGUAAAGAAGACUAGAGGAGAGCUCUUCUCUAUGUGCUCAGUGUCAGGAUGAGAGGUAAUGGGGACAAGUUAAUCUACAGAAAAUUUUACCCGAACAAACACCAAAAAAACCCACAUUUUUAAUGUUGGAGUGAUCAAAUAGUGUCACAGUUUGCCCAGACAGGCUGUUGAGUUCCCUCCUUGGAGAAAUUCAAAAUAUAGUUGGACAGUAUCAAGAAACUUCCUUUAGUAACUGCGCUGAGCAGGGGGAUUUAAACUAGUUCAGCUCCAAAUGAUCUCACCUCUCCUAUGACUCUGUAAGCUCUUAAUUUGUCCAUAGCUAUUUUCAUCUUCUGCAUUCCUUUCUUUCCUCAUUCCUCAUUUUCCACUUGCAACUCAUGAACCAAGGAAGAGCUCUGUCAUUCUGCAGAGAUAAUGAAAAAACACCCAAAUUAAUUUUAACUGCUACCAACAUUAUUUCAUUUUUUCUAUCUUAUUUAAAGCAAUUCUGCAUUUCUGAAAUUUCUUAAUGGUUUCUGUCCCUGCAGUGGAUUGAAUCAGUAUCUCAUAUUAUUUCUUUUGGGCUAGAUCUUGGAGUCAAUGCUUAUUCUUCAGCCUCCUUUCUUGUCAGGAACAUUCAGUCCUGAUCCUCUCCAGCUCUGCACAUGGAGGCUCUCCUUUCACUGGGCACUUCUGGGUAGCUCUGCAAAGCCAUGGAUGCCAGCUUUAGUGCAUCAGAGAUCUGAACCGCUCAUUUUUCUCUCUCACCUGUGGAGGAGGACUCCUUAAGACCCUCACAUUACCUGGAAUAAACUAUUUUUCUUAUCCUAGUCUUAAAUGAGCCUUCUCAGCAAUCCUUGGCAGGAGCUCCGUGGGCACUGGCAAUGUUGGUAUGGCGAGAACUUCACUGUAGCUGGGACUGUAUAGUAAAGCAAGCAUGAAGAUGAGAGUAAAUUCGCUUGAGCCCAUACAGUUUCUCAUUAAAGGCUUUCCAAAUUUCGCAUCAAUGUAGGGAUCUUAUCUGAACUCUCUCCAGUCUGUUCUAAUUUUAAAAAAGAUGGUGUUUUCUUUUUUUCUUGCCAACAUUAAUUCAUUUUUUAUUUCACUUACAGCCCACAUUCCCCAUUUCUAGCUGUUUGAUCAUUGUACCUAGAUCUUUAAUUAAAAGAACGUAAGCCCAGAUUCUUCCACAGUCUGGACAUGUCUAUAAAAGCUAUCUUUAUUUCUCAUUCAUUUAGUGCCAACCGCAGCCUUUACCACAAAUUUGUCUUGCCUUUGUUCCCAACCCAUGAAUUCACUGAACUAAAUUUGGAUAGAAAACUAUACCAGAAAUGUUCCUUUUUGAAAGAUCAUUCUUGUUUAAUAUUUUAAAAU
Messenger RNA from Centrocercus urophasianus (Greater sage-grouse), 4374 nucleotides. RefSeq names its product epithelial stromal interaction 1 (gene EPSTI1). NCBI's taxonomy places the organism in Eukaryota, Metazoa, Chordata, Aves, Galliformes, Phasianidae. The transcript is spliced from 13 exons. The record is from RefSeq and is a predicted model, not a curated record. The coding region runs from base 116 to 1084 and encodes 322 amino acids.